Messenger RNA from Candidozyma duobushaemuli, 1245 nucleotides. Its product is annotated as cleavage polyadenylation factor subunit. The record is from RefSeq and is a predicted model, not a curated record. NCBI's taxonomy places the organism in Eukaryota, Fungi, Ascomycota, Pichiomycetes, Serinales, Metschnikowiaceae. Gene Ontology annotation, molecular function: zinc ion binding; nucleic acid binding; ubiquitin protein ligase activity. Gene Ontology annotation, biological process: protein ubiquitination; ubiquitin-dependent protein catabolic process; mRNA processing. The transcript has a single exon. Gene Ontology annotation, cellular component: nucleus. The coding region runs from base 1 to 1245 and encodes 414 amino acids.
AUGUCUUCAUCAGUUUUCUAUAAAUUUUUUCAUCAGAAGACCCAGUCCACCAUUCAUUUUGAUGGAACAAGUAUAAACGUCUUUGAUUUGAAGCAUGAAAUAAUCAUUCAAAAUCAACUCGGUCAAGGUCAAGAUUUUUCACUAAGGCUCUAUCAUCUGGAACAGCCCGAGUUGGAAUACGAGAAUGAUCAGGAUGUCAUACCUCGCUCGACUUUUGUUUUGGCUAAGCGGUCGCCCUUAUAUACCCAAAGUGGGCGGUUUCAGAGCGCUGCUAGAUAUGUUACCGGUAAACCACGCAUUGUGAAGCUGAAAGCUGCACCUGUCACAUUUGCAGCAUCACGGCCAAAAUCAAACAUAGUUAUCGACGAAAGCUUGUCAGAGGAGGAGAAAAUCAGAUUGAUGUUGGAGCGUCAAGAUGAUGCUUGGGCCAAAACCCAGGAAGAGUUAUCUACACAUAAGGUCGUUCACGGCAAACCUGGACUCGAGGAUCUUCCUCCACCAGGUUACGUCUGUUACCGAUGCGGAGGUAAGGAUCAUUGGAUAAAGAAUUGUCCCACCAAUACGGAUCCUACAUUCGAAGGUAAAAAAAUCAAACGCACUACAGGUAUUCCAAAAAGCUAUAUGAAGACAAUUUCAAAAGAAGCUGUUGAAUAUAGGCUAGCAAAUCCGGAAAGUAGUGAAAACAAAAUGCAUACUAAUGAAAAUGGUGAUUUGGUCGACGAGGAAGGCAAUACAUAUCAAGUCACUGAGGAUGGCGAUUAUGUAAUGACCUUCGCUGAUUCAAAAACGUGGUCCCUGUACCAGGAAAAACAACAGAGUGCUAAUAAUCAGGCACUACAAAAGUUCGAAAAAGAGUUGGUCGAUGUGAUAGUGUCUAAAGGAAGAGGAGAAUUUUUGAAUCCGUUGAGGCAGGAACCCAGCGUGCUUGUCCCACCUAUAUUUAUGACGCCUUGUUGCCAAACCAGCCAAACUUUGAAAAGACUAAAAAAUUUCAACUAUAAUCAGUUGGAGCUCGAGGAAGCGUUGAUAGAUUCCGACUUUCACUGUCCAAAUUGCGGCUCAGCCGAAACAUACCUUGAUCAAUUGAAAAGGAAUCAUCAAUUGGAAACAGAUUUAAAAUCUUUUAUUGAAAAUGCUGGGUUGGAAGAAAACACUGGAGUCAAACGAAAGUUUUUAGAACUUCAAGAUGACGAAAAUUUGGGGGGAAUCAAGAAACCAUUGGGCCCUAAAAUUGCGAAGAACUAG